AUCCGUUUGGGAUUCAGCCAUCCAAACUUAUAAGGUGAAGUAACAGAAGUUUUAGCAGUGGUUAUGUUUGAAACUCGUUUCGUUUGGCGUUUUUAAUGUCACAAAUGAAGUGUUAAAACGUGGCGUAUAUAAGUUCUUUUAAAAAGCCACGGGUUUAUGGUAGUUAUGUAACUUAGCUACCACAGUGCCACAGGGUUUAUUUUUAUCCCAGUUAUAAACUACGACAGGAAAUUUCGAAGCAGCUAGCAAAUGCGCGUGCCAGUUGAUUAGCUUGUCCGGGUUAUUCACGUAUUUUAAAAAGUGUUAAAUUUUCCUCAGACAUAACAUGGCAGGACCCGAGCUGCUGUUGGACUCCAGUAUCCGUGUGUGGGUCGUGUUGCCGAUUGUCUUUAUCACAUUUUUAGUCGGGGUUUUGCGGCAUUAUGUCACCAAACUCAUCCAGAGUGAUAAGAAAGUGGAGCUGGAACAGGUGUCUGACAGCCAAGUAUUAAUGCGCAGCCGCGUCCUGAGAGAGAACGGCAAGUACAUUCCCAAACAGUCCUUCGCCAUGCGUAAGCACUAUUUCAACAACUCAGAAACUGGAUUCUUCAAGAAGGUCAAGAGAAAAGUGGUUCCUAAAAAUCCCAUGACUGAUACCAGCAUGAUGACUGACAUGAUGAAAGGAAACCUCACCAACGUCUUACCCAUGAUUUUAAUCGGUGGAUGGAUCAACUGGGCUUUCUCUGGAUUUGUCACUACUAAGGUUCCCUUUCCACUGACUCUGAGGUUUAAGCCCAUGCUGCAGAGGGGGAUUGAACUGGUGUCAUUGGAUGCAUCAUGGGUCAGUUCAGCCUCGUGGUACUUCCUCAAUGUGUUUGGCCUGCGGAGCAUGUACUCGCUCAUACUCGGACAGGACAACGCUGCUGAUCAGUCCAGAAUUAUGCAGGAACAGAUGACCGGUGCAGCCAUGGCCAUGCCACCGGACCCCAACAAAGCCUUCAAGAGCGAAUGGGAGGCUUUGGAAAUCGUCGAGCACAAGUGGGCCCUGGAGAACGUUGAAGAGGAACUCAUGUCCCGAGAUCUGAAUUUUCGAGGCCUCUUCAGCCAGAACCGAGAAGGAAAAAUAUUCUGAUUGGAAUAAAUGUACACUGACUGAUGAGCAAUCAUUAAGUGUUUCAGCAGCUCAGAACUGGAAGAGAAGUGGCUCGUACUUUAAGUGAUGCCAAAAAGUAAGACAGAAGUAAUCAUGGGGUCUUUUGUGAAGUCUUGCGUAUGUUGUUUUUGAUAUCAGUGUGUCUUAAGUAUUUUUUUGUGUACUGAUGGUGUAUUAUACCUCAACUUCCAUGUUGCCUUAAUUCAUUUCACUAUUAUAUACAGUAUUAUGUUUCAGUUUCUAAAGAAAUUUGUUCUCUAAUGGGAAAUUGAAUGUAGCAAGUAGGCUGGCUGUCACGUAGGAUGAACUCAAUAAACGCUGCACAGCACCCUUCAGUGAUCUGAAAAUGAAUUUGUUUUCUGAAUCCGAGUAAGUGAAGUCACAGCAGGUGCAUCUGGUUCACCGCAUGCAGAGUUCCUGCGCUGAUUAAAAUGGAUAUGAAUCACAGCUUUGUUACACGGGGAAACAUUUACGUCUCGCAGGUUUAUGAAUCAUCAUAUUACAAGCAACCAUCUUUAUUUAUAGUCUGUUUCCAUAUAGAAAAGUUUCUGAUAGUAAAACAAGUUCAUAUUCGACCGGGUUUACAAACCCAGUACAUCAUGGUGAGGUUUGAGAUUUAAAGAACAGCAGCAUGGUUUUAGGAUACUGCAUUUUUUUUAUUCGAUUGACUGCAUGUUUGACAAUUUUGCCAGUUAGAAAAAACGUACUCGGAUCAGCUGAGACAUUUUUGCUGUCCGAAAUUUGCUUCUUUACAUUUUGCACUAGAGAUACGAGGCUCACAAUUCAACCAACAUUUUGAAUAUUUAAUAAAGUUUAAUGGAUGAAAUACACCCAUCAGGUGUAACAUUAUGAGCAGUGGGAGGUGAAGGGAAUAACACUGAUGAUCUCCUCAUCAUGGCACCUGUUAGUGGGUGGGAUAUAUUAGGCAGCAAGUCAACAUUUUGUCCUCAAAGUUGAUGUGUUGGAAGCAGGAAAAAUGGACAAGCGUAAGGAUUUGAGCGAGUUUGAUGAAGGGCCAAAUUGUGAUGGCUAGACCACUGGAUCAGAGCAUCUCCAAAACUGCAGCUCUUGUGGGGUGUUCCCGGUCUGCAGUGGUCAGUAUCUAUCAAAAGUGGUCCAAGGAAGGAACAGUGGUGAACCGGCGACAGGGUCAUGGGCGGCCGAGGCUCAUUGAUGCACAUGAGGAGCGAAGGCUGGCCCGUGUGAUCCGAUCCAACAGACGAGCUACUGUUGCUCAAACUGCUGAAGAGGUUAAUGCUGGUUCUUAUAGAAAGGUGUCAGAAUACACAGUGCAGGACAGUUUGCUGUGUUUUGCCAGCAAAAUGGGGAUAUUAGGCUUUGGUCAUAAUGUUAUACCUGGUCGGUGAAUGUUUCCAAGCCAAAUGCAACCAUGUAUAAAUUUAGUUUGGAUUCAAAAUGUACUUUACAAUAUUACAAGCAUGCCCCCCCCAUCCCCUUUAAAAGAACUUUAAGAAAUUUAG
Molecule: messenger RNA, 2613 nt
Organism: Hemibagrus wyckioides
Lineage: Eukaryota; Metazoa; Chordata; Actinopteri; Siluriformes; Bagridae
Product: ER membrane protein complex subunit 3-like
Exons: 9
Coding region: 326-1111 (261 amino acids)
Biological process (GO): protein folding in endoplasmic reticulum
Cellular component (GO): membrane; EMC complex
Source: RefSeq, a predicted model, not a curated record